AUGUCCAGAGGUCAAGGUUGUCACCUGAUGCUAGUUUCCUGUUUUCCUAUUAAAAGUUCGUGUUUGUUUUUAAAAUUUAGAAGCAAAACUUAGAUUUAGAGGUCUUCUAGAUCUAGAACACAGCAAAUCUAGAUUGUACUUAUUGCCUAAUUUGAUUACGGAGUUUAAGGCAAAACUGUUUUAUUGCUUUGACACUCCAAUAUUUAAAAUCAUGCUGAAACCAAGAGUGCUGUCAGAGGUCCUAAGCCAAGCCAAUACUGGAGGAGUUGGAAGCACCUUACUUUUAAACAGUGAGGGAUCAUUGUUAGCCUUCUCAGGUUUUGGUGAUAAAGAUGCAGCUGCUGCAGGUGCUAUAGCAAGUAAUAUCUGGUCGUCAUUUCACAAAAGUGGACAGAUUUCUUUAGACGAUUCUAAACUUAAAUGUGUGCUUGUGGAUUGCAAGCAAGGUAAAAUUGCCAUCACCAAAGUAGCCAACCUGUUGUUAUGCUUGUGUGCAACUGAAACAGUCAGUUAUGGAAUGCUGAAAACCAAGAUUGAAGCCAUGGCAACGUACCUGGAGGAGCCCUUAUCUCAAGUUGCAUCAUCCUGAUAGGACGCCCUUCUCUCCGACAUUUUAAUGAAAUUCCUUAUGUCUUUCUCUCUGACAAACUGCAUUACUAUUGGGUUAAUUGGAUCAGUUUUCCGAUCCAGCAGUCAAUGAAUUAAUGCAUGGGUGACAGUUUGUGUGUUUGGGUGCACUGUACAUAUAAUAGCUUGUUUUAAAAUAUUUUUAGUGUUUUUUUAAUGCUGAAAGAUGUUUGAGUAAAACUUGGUAAGUUUAUGUAAGACUGCAGCUUUUGUUUUAUUGAAGAAACUUGUAUGUUCUAACUAUUUUAAUAUAUGUUCUGGUAAUCUUGAAAUGUUUUAGACCUGAUCACAUACAUAAGACAUUUUGAAAGCACACAGGUAUUUUAUGCUGGCAGAGUCUAGACAUAAAUUCCCUGCACUUCAAAUGUGAACUUGAUCUCUUGUUUGUAUGGGGAAAAUCUUUUUAAAAAAAUACCUUUGUGUGUUCAAAAUGUCAAUCGAAACAUUUUCCAUUUUAAUUGAAUGCAUUUGUUUCAAUACUGGUUUGAUUUUAUGCUGUUUUUUUUU
This is a messenger RNA of Physella acuta, 1134 nucleotides long. Its product is annotated as ragulator complex protein LAMTOR2. NCBI's taxonomy places the organism in Eukaryota, Metazoa, Mollusca, Gastropoda, Physidae. The record is from RefSeq and is a predicted model, not a curated record. Gene Ontology annotation, biological process: positive regulation of TOR signaling. Gene Ontology annotation, molecular function: molecular adaptor activity; guanyl-nucleotide exchange factor activity.